CAGCCCCAAUGAUUUCAUCCUCCUGAAAAAAAAUGUGUUAAUGUAAAUUAUAGUGUAAUAUUGUGUGCACUUUAUUUUAUGCAUAUGAACAUUUAGCUAUGGUUAUGUUAUCUAUUGUGUGAAAAAUGGCCGAUGAUCAAAUCUCUGAUGAUGCCCCUCUCUUAUGCAAUGAAUCCGUUCAAAGGCACGAUGAUAUUAACAAAAAAUUCAACUCUAAAAAUGCUAAGAAAAUAGCGUUAUGUUUUGUUUUCUGGUUUAUUGUUAUUCAUUCUUGUAUUCAUUUAUUCUAUGCAAGAGAUUCUUGUAAAUGGCUUCUAUCCGAUGGACGAUAUAAAGGUGACAUGGGCUGGCAACCAUAUGGUUGUAUGAUGCAUGAAUAUAGUGAAUUGGAUUGUAGCCGUUGCUUAAAAUAUUUAGCAUUUAGAGGACGUUAUAAUCAGUUUCUUUUUAUUGGUGACUCUAGAAUACAAGAUAUAUAUAAUGCAUUUAUACAUACUAUAGAACCAAAAGCACAGUUGGUUCAAAAUUCCAAAUUUUCAGAUUUCCAUGACUCCAAUCAAUCAUUUCCUGAUAGUCGUCUCAAAUUAUAUGUUAAUUUUGUUUGGAGUCCAUUUGUUUUAGAUUCAAUGGUUCAAGUGUUUAAAAAACUGAAAGAUGUGAAUGAUAAACCUCAAGUAAUUGUAGCAGGAAGUGCAAUUUGGCCCAUCAUACAAUCCAAUGGUUCUUUAAAUGGUAUUCAAGAUUAUAUUGCUAAUCUUACCCAACUGAUACAGCCAAUCAAUGAUAUCUCAUCUAAAUCAACUGUAUUAUGGGUGUUGCAAGAACCAGUUGAAGAAAGUAAACUAGAUAAUUCAUUGUCUAUGGUGACUAAUAAUUUGAUUGAUCUUUAUAAUGAAGCUGCAAUGGAUGUUUUAAGUAAAAGUUCAGCUGAAAUGUGGUGGAGUUCAAGACUUGUUUCUCAGGGUGAAAUGAAUGAUAGCCCUGAUGGUCUUCAUUCUAGUAAUGCAUCUUUAAGAUUAAGAGCUCAAAUACUUCUAAAUUUAUAUUGUAAUGAUCAUAUGAAUUUCAAUGAUGGCACUUGUUGUUCUAGCACUGAACCUUAUACUUCAUUACAAAGUUAUAUGUUAUUAUUUUUUAUCAUUUGUAUUUUAAUUGGAAUUUUAAUGGCUGUAAGAUAUCAACAGAAUAGACUGUCUAAAAAUGAACCAUCUUAUGUGGUAAUGGUUUCUCUUGCAAAAUUAGGUCUUAUUAUGAUUUAUUUUUAUAUAUGUGACAGAACUAAUUUUUUCAUGAAAGAAAACAAAUAUUACUCUGAUGCAAGUUUUUGGUUACCUGUAGGUUAUGUAUUUGUGCUUGGUUUAUUUUUUACUGAAGAAAGUAGAUAUACAAAAGUACUUCACCGAGAUCAAACUGAUGAAUGGAAAGGAUGGAUGCAAUUAAUAAUUUUAAUAUAUAAUUUAACUGGAGCAAGUUUAAAAGUUUCAAUUGCAAAUCAUGUUCAAAUAUUGAUAGCUGCAUACUUGUUCCUUACUGGCUAUGGUCAUUUUUAUUAUUUGUGGCAUAGAAGUGAUUCAGGACUUACUCGUUACUUUCAGAUAUUAUUCAGACUGAACAUGUUGACUGUUGUGUUAUGUAUGUGUAUGAACAGACCGUACCAAUUUUAUUUUUACAUACCAUUAGUAUCAUUUUGGUUUACUGUUCUAUAUUUACUAUUAAUUUGUCCACCUCGUGUCACUGCUUCGUCUUCUGAAAUAAGACCAGCACAAUAUUUAUACAUAAUUUUAAAAAUAUUAGCACUAUUUAUUUUCAUUACCAUACUUUAUAUGUCUGAGGUAUUUUUUGAUAAAAUUUUUCUUACACGUCCAUGGAAAGCUUUAUUUGUUACCACAGAUGACGAUAUACAUGAAUGGUGGUAUCGAUGGAAACUAAAUCGUUUUAGUGUUGUUUAUGGCGUAAUAUUUAGUUUUGCUAUCAUCCUAGCUCAACGAUAUAAUUUAAUAGAUGAUAAUAAUCACAGUAAUUUAAUAUCGCCUCGGUUAGCUGUAUUCUCUUCGUUCCUGGCAUUUAUUGGACUUAUUGCCUCAACUGUUUAUAAUAUUCUGUGUCAAAAUAAAACUGAAUGCUAUGAAUUAUUAUCUUAUAUAUCAGUUAUUCCUAUAGUUGGUUAUAUUAUUUUAAGAAAUAUUUCUGGAGUAUUAAGAACACGUUUCUCCAGCUUAUUUGCUUGGUUUGGCAGAAUUUCUCUAGAAUUAAUGGUUUGUCAAUGUCAUAUAUGGUUAGCAGCUGAUACUCAUGGAGUUCUAGUAUUAUUGCCAGGUUAUCCAGUACUUAAUGGCUUGAUAGUUUCAUUCAUAUUUAUUUGUAUCUGCCAUGAGUUGCAUGAAAUUACAAUCAAAUUAACACCGUAUGCUGUGCCAUCUGACCAUAAGGACUUGUUCCGUAACCUAAUAUGUUUCAUAUUAUUAUUGAUACCAUUAGGAGCAAAUGAUGGUAUGUUUUAAAUAUGAAGUGAUUAAUCACAAUUUAUACAACAUUAGGUAAUGAGAUUUAUCAACUGUGCAAUUAUUUUAUAUUUUUAAGAAUGAUAU
Molecule: messenger RNA, 2588 nt
Organism: Sipha flava (yellow sugarcane aphid)
Lineage: Eukaryota; Metazoa; Arthropoda; Insecta; Hemiptera; Aphididae
Product: N-acetylneuraminate 9-O-acetyltransferase
Exons: 15
Coding region: 126-2501 (791 amino acids)
Source: RefSeq, a predicted model, not a curated record